This is a messenger RNA of Chanos chanos (milkfish), 645 nucleotides long. RefSeq names its product ankyrin repeat domain 45 (gene ankrd45). NCBI's taxonomy places the organism in Eukaryota, Metazoa, Chordata, Actinopteri, Gonorynchiformes, Chanidae. Bases 1 to 645 code for a protein of 214 amino acids. The record is from RefSeq and is a predicted model, not a curated record. Gene Ontology annotation, molecular function: protein binding. The transcript is spliced from 4 exons.
AUGCAAUCGUCUGUCGCAAUAACUGUUUUUAACAGUACGUUGGCAGGCGAUGUUGAGGGUCUCCAGAGUGUAUUUAACAAUGAAGGGAUCUCUGGCGAAGAAUCUCCGGAUAUGUUUGGGGAAACGGAUGAUGUUGGAAGGAAUGCCUUAUUCUUUGCGUGUAUGCUUGGAAGAAGUUGCAUUAUACAGGAACUUGUGAAAAAUGGGGGUCAAGUGAACUCGAUCACAGCAAGGGGCUAUACCCCACUGCACUGCGCCGCCAUGUGGGGCCAGCUGGACACCCUGAAAACACUGGUGGAGCUCAAUGCCAAUUUGCAAGCCGUUAACUUCAGGGGGGAACGCGCGGCUGAUGUAGCGAUUCGCUACUCGAAAUUGGAUUGCGCAGAAUAUCUUGCUUGGAUUGAGGCUAAACAGAGUUUACAGGCCUGUAUUGGACAUUUCAAAGACGCUUUAACUGAUCCGGGGAAAAUUCAAGGAAAGCUUACAAAAGAUGAGAAGAACAUAUGCACAAACGCCCUCUCGGCAAAGUCAGAUUGGCUUCAGAGUGUCAAAAACCCAACAGCCGAAGACUUCAGUGAACAGAGAAAACAGCUUGUGGAUCUGGUUGCCCCUAUACUAGAGAGGCUUAAUCCUCUGUGUGAGUGA